This is a messenger RNA of Carya illinoinensis, 1503 nucleotides long. The record is from the annotation of a RefSeq genome assembly. Lineage: Eukaryota; Viridiplantae; Streptophyta; Magnoliopsida; Fagales; Juglandaceae.
ACGAAUUAUUUUCCUUGGUUAACAAUAGUGGUAGUUUUGCCAAUAUUCGCGGGUUCCUUAAUUUUCUUUCUUCCUCAUAGAGGAAAUAAGAUGAUUAGGUGGUACACUAUAUUUAUAUGCACCGUAGAACUCCUUCUAAUAACUUGUGCAUUCUAUUAUCAUUUCCAAUUGGACGAUCCAUUAAUGCAACUGACGGAGGAUUAUAAAUGGAUCAAUCUUUUUGAUUUUUACUGGAGAUUGGGAAUAGAUGGACUUUCUAUAGGACCUAUUUUGCUGACAGGAUUUAUCACCACUUUAGCUACUUCAGCGGCUCGGCCGGUUACUCGAGAUUCCCGAUUAUUCCAUUUCCUGAUGUUAGCAAUGUAUAGUGGUCAAAUAGGAUCAUUUUCUUCUCGAGACCUUUUACUUUUUUUCAUCAUGUGGGAGUUAGAAUUAAUUCCGGUUUAUCUACUUCUAUCCGUGUGGGGGGGAAAAAAACGUUUAUAUUCAGCUACAAAGUUUAUUUUGUACACUGCAGGAAGUUCCGUUUUUUUAUUAAUGGGAGUUCUGGGUAUCGGUUUAUAUGGUUCCAAUGAACCAACAUUCAAUUUUGAAAUAUCAGCUAAUCAAUCUUAUCCAGUAGUACUGGAAAUAAUAUUCUAUAUUGGAUUUCUUAUUGCUUUUGCUGUCAAAUCACCGAUUAUACCUUUACAUACAUGGUUACCAGACACCCAUGGAGAGGCACAUUAUAGUACUUGUAUGCUUCUAGCCGGAAUAUUAUUAAAAAUGGGAGCCUAUGGAUUGGUUCGGAUCAAUAUGGAAUUAUUGUCCCGCGCUCAUUCUAUAUUUGCUCCCUGGUUGAUGAUAGUAGGCACACUUCAAAUAAUCUAUGCAGCUUCAGCAUCUCCCGGUCAACGUAAUUUAAAAAAAAGAAUAGCCUAUUCCUCCGUAUCUCAUAUGGGUUUCAUAAUUAUAGGAAUUGGCUCUAUAAGUGAUAUGGGCCUCAAUGGAGCCAUUUUACAAAUAAUAUCUCAUGGCUUUAUUGGCGCUGCACUCUUUUUCUUGGCGGGAACGAGUUUUGAUAGAAUACGUCUUGUUUCUCUCGACGAAAUGGGCGGAAUGGCGAUCCCAGUUCCAAAAAUAUUCACGACUUUCAGUAUCUUAUCGAUGGCUUCCCUUGCAUUACCGGGGAUGAGUGGCUUUGUUGCAGAAUUAAUAGUAUUUUUUGGACUAAUUACCAGCCAAAAUCUUUUUUUAAUAACAAAAAUACUAAUUACAUUUGUAAUGGCAAUUGGAAUGAUAUUAACUCCUAUUUAUUCAUUAUCUAUGUUACGCCAAAUGUUCUAUGGAUACAAGUUUUUUAAUGCUCCAAACUCUUAUUUUUUUGAUUCUGGACCGAGAGAGUUAUUUGUUUCGAUCUCUAUCCUUUUACCUGUAAUAGGUAUUGGUAUUUAUCCGGAUUUCGUUUUCUCACUAUCCGUUGACAAGGUCGAAGAUAUUAUAUCUAAUUAUUUUUAUAGAUAA